This is a messenger RNA of Mercurialis annua (annual mercury), 1499 nucleotides long. Its product is annotated as zinc finger protein ZAT9-like. The transcript has a single exon. Bases 184 to 1335 code for a protein of 383 amino acids. Lineage: Eukaryota; Viridiplantae; Streptophyta; Magnoliopsida; Malpighiales; Euphorbiaceae. Gene Ontology annotation, biological process: regulation of DNA-templated transcription. The record is from RefSeq and is a predicted model, not a curated record.
AAAUUCUAUUGUGAGUUUUUUAUUUUUUUAAAAAUAAAGCUUUAGUUUUCGUAUAUAGUUCUCUUGGUGGAGGAAUGCUUGUCACCUACUCCUUUUUAGCUUCCACUCUCUCUCAACUUCUUUAAAAAAAAAAAACUCAUUCAAGAAAUUAAAUUAAUUCCAGUUCUUAGUUUUUAAGUGUUAAUGGAGAGACAUAAAUGUAAACUCUGCUUCAAGAAUUUCUCUAAUGGUAGAGCUUUAGGUGGGCACAUGAGGUCUCAUAUGUUUAAUCUUCCGGUUACUGAAAAACAUGUUGGAGAAGAAGAUGAUCAUGGUCCUCAUCAUAAUCAUAAUCCACCGGUUCAACUCAGUGAACAUACUGAGUCAGCUUCGUCUUCUUCUUCGUCUUCGGGUGAAGAAGAAGACGAUGAAAAAGGCGUUUGUUACGGUUUAAGAGAGAAUCCGAAGAGAAGUGUUCGGUUAGUAGAUCGUGAGUUCGCCUUUCCUGUUGAUGCUUCUUCUGUUGUUCUUCAAGAUAGAGAGAGCGAAACUGAGUCGUCCAAGAAUCCAACUCGGAGACGAUCUAAACGGACAAGAAAGUUGCUAGAAUAUCAUCAAUAUCAUCUUCAUCAAGACAGCAACAUAAACAGCAGUAACAACAUAAAAAAGCUCAAGUUUAACAGCAAGUUUGUUAGUAGUUAUAAGAUUACAGAGCCAUGGAUUGAGCCGGAACCAGUAAGUUCAAUCUCCGACGCGACUACAGAAGAAGACGUAGCUUUCUGUCUUAUGAUGCUAUCGCGAGAUAAGUGGAAAAGGAAGGAGAAACAGAACUACCAUCUGCAACUCGACGAAGAAGACGAAGAUGAUGAAGAAGACGAAGAAGAAACAGAAAAGUCCAUUGAUCAAGAAACAGAUGAAUCGGACGAGUUCAAGUCGUGUAAGACACGAGUUAGAGGAAAAUACAGGUGUGAAACAUGCAAUAAAGUAUUUAAAUCGUAUCAAGCAUUAGGAGGACACAGGGCGAGUCACAAGAAACUUAAACUUAACACACCAAAUCAAGAAACAGAGUUAAAAACAGUGAAUUACAAUGCAGUAACUUCGAGCUCUACAGCAGUAAAAAAAAUACAUCAAUGUCCGUAUUGUUUAAGAGUAUUUUCAUCCGGACAAGCAUUAGGUGGACACAAGAGAUCGCAUGUAAUAACUGGUUCAACUACUGUAAUAAGAAAUUCGGCAGCAAGAACAGCAAAAAAUGAAGAUAAUUUGAGUUUAAUAGAUCUUAAUCUCCCUGCUCCAGUUGAUGAGGAUGAUCUUAGUCAAGUAUCUGAUGCAGAAUUUGUCAACCACAUCAAGAGGUGACUGGUGAGUGUUCUUUAUUUUUAAUUUACUGUUCUAAUGAUCUUCUAAAAGAAGAUUCGAUCCAAAAGUAAAAAGUUUUUUUUUGCUUUUGCGUUUUGGGAUCUAAAAUCAAGCGAAUUUGUUAAAUUUUAAUUUUAAUAUAUGUUUUGUUAUAUUAAUCCAAA